GGAAGUGAGAAAGAGUACUUACGGCGGCAUCACGUUUAAUGAUCCUGAAAGUCUGUUAUCUCUGGAAAGCCCUCCUGCCACCCUUUUAGAUCCUUUAUCCCCGUGCUUAUUUUUUAUUUCCCCCUACUCCCGUUCUUGGAUGUUGGUUGGAAAACUGUGUCGCGAAUGGUAUAUCACGGAACGUAUGCGUCGAUUAGACUUUGAGUAAUUUUCAAAGGAAAUCGAUCUUUCUUGGUUGUGAGUCAAAAAAUCUAUAUGUCCAUGUAAGUCAUAGCGACCACUUACAAAGAAGCGCGUGGACUUGUCGCAUCUUCGAUAGAGUUGUUACGCGAAUGGGAGGGGAAAAUGUUGCCGCAAAGCGCAUCUUCACUCCGCAAGGACUGGAUGCAGAUCCUGAUCGGACUUAUUUGGUUCACCGUCAUUCUGAUCAUGUUGCUGGCUAAGAUGAAAGCGGUCCAAGAUGGGCUCUUGUUGGUCUUCCUGUGUGGUGCGACGGCUGUGCAGAAUUCCGAGACCAUAUUGCCAUGGGCAACAAAGGACCAGCGAGUCGCAAGGAAUUUUACCGCACUCCAGAAGCACCUAAAAUACGAAUGUCUCUUUGUGACACUGCUCUCGUGGGCAGUCCUGGAGUUCGUGCACACAGGAAGGACUGCAAUUCCAAGUGCCGGCGGAUGGCUGUAUUUUGGCUGGACCUACCAGCUAGUAAGCCUUUUGGUUCACCUGAGGCGGCCGACGUGGCUUUUGAACCCUGUGGUUGCGGUAGGUCUCCGGCACGGUACGAGACACUUGCAAAGAAUAGUACUCUCGGACUUGCAGAUGUGGAUGUACGUGGUUUUCGAGGUACCACGGGUUACGUUUCCUUUUGAAUAUGUGGACUCACAACAACUGCGCCAGCUCUAGUCUUUUUAAAUGUGAUCCCCUUCCGAACCCGAAGGGAUCGGUUGUGGUCGACGUCUGAGCUAAGAAGAUCUAAAAUCUUGUCCCUCUGAUAUUGGUCUCCGUGGACCAUUCCCUCGUUUGGUCUCUUGGCAAGCUCAAUAUCUUUGAUUGAUGGUAAUGCUGCACCAUCGGCACGUUUACGGUGAUGAGAAACGUUCGUUCUCACGAUGGUCUUCUGGAUGUCUAACGACUCUGGAGACAAAACAACUAACCCAGCUCUCUGAGAAGCAAGGUGUCUGGUUCAUACUUGGAGAUCAGGAACUUCAUUCGGUCGGAAGAUCGACGGUGAUCUUCAUGUGUAGUUUCAGCAUGAUGAGAAAAGUUCACGAUGGUCUUCUGACGUCCAAGGACGAUGAAGUCCAAAGAACGCACCCAGCCAAUCUGACAGUUUCGGUCUUACUUUUCUCGCAGACGGGAAGAUGAAGGACUGCCAAUUUUUGAGAAAAUCCGGCUCACCAAAGACUGACUGUCUAAACCAAAUUCUACCACAGGCACUCGGAAUGUUCUUAGGACUAGUGCUUCAUUGCGUGCGGACCUCUGAUACGGAUCACUUGUCGCUCUUUCAUACUAUGGAGCCGGAUUUCAGGUCGGCGAUGGAAGUGGGCGUAGCCUCUCUCGUAAGUUAUGUUCUGGUGCGCAUAACUGCAAAAAGAACAAUCGGAACCACCAAAGAAGCGUAACCGAAAAUGGCGCAGUUCAGCUUUCCGUUUGAGCUUCUUCAGCGCAUUCUGCACGAGUCGGCGCUGAUGAAUAAACCGCUUUUCGCCACCGCAGAGGCGCAAGUGCCUGCCAACAUGCAGCACCUUGGUCACAUCGUAGAUUUCGGUGCGGAAGAUGUGUCAGAGGAGUUUGCCCUGUUUGUGAACGCACUACGCAAAAACAUGCGGGGAGAUCGACCCAUGAAAUUUGCCCAACAGCAUCUUUCAGACGAGGCGGCUUGCGGCAAAGUGCUUCUGUAUAAAUAUGGAAAAGCAGCGGUGGGG
Amoebophrya sp. A25 is the source of this 1922-nucleotide messenger RNA. The record is from the annotation of a GenBank genome assembly. Lineage: Eukaryota; Dinophyceae; Syndiniales; Amoebophryaceae.